This is a messenger RNA of Truncatella angustata, 1764 nucleotides long. RefSeq lists its product as uncharacterized. The record is from RefSeq and is a predicted model, not a curated record. The transcript is spliced from 5 exons. NCBI's taxonomy places the organism in Eukaryota, Fungi, Ascomycota, Sordariomycetes, Amphisphaeriales, Sporocadaceae. Bases 174 to 1550 code for a protein of 458 amino acids.
ACUAUCCAAGCAACCAAGAUAGUAUAUCAUAGAUAUAGAGUCAAGAUUGUAGUUAAGAACACAAAUUGAAUGUUAUGAUCGGGCGGUUCCGUGCGUUACCCACAGGAGUGGAAGAUAGAACAACAGCGCCAACUGUAUGAUUGAGGCACAAUUCACACUUUUGAAGCAAACUGAUGGUACGAUCUUCCAAAUUAAAAUUUAAAGAAAAGAAACGGACGAACAAUACUAUACAAGCUAAAAUGGCUGAUUACGCUUCAUCUGAGAUCAACUACCUUCUGAGCCUGCAAGCCGUUCGUGAGCGGUCGCAGUUAGUGUUCCAGGCCGCUAAAGAGGGGUCGCUUGACAGCUUCGACUACGAUGAGCAGCGCAUGUCCGAGGUUGCCAAAUUCGUUAUAAACAUCAUCAAACGUGACUUUGGCCCUGACAGAUACUCGGAAAUACCACCUCAUGGCCGCUGGCAACAAUUCAACGUUGGUGGCAUCGACCGCAUCGGUGAGCUUUUGGAGCAGUGGGCAUCCGAGGGUCAUGACAAGCUGGAACAGACACGGAGACUCAUCGACCUGUUCUUUGUGUCUGUCCUCACGGACGCCGGAGUAGGUGACAAGUGGAAAUUUGUAGAACCGAACACAGAUCGUGUCUACAACCGCAGUGAAGGCACCGCAGUGGCAUCUCUUUACAUGUUUAAGUCCGGUAUCCUAGGCAAAGAUGGUACCGGUGAUCAUAGUGUCGAUGCAAAUUCCCUGAAGGCCUUGACAGAGGAGAGCUUUUCCAAAUACUACCAAAUUACCCCCGAGAACCCUAUGGUUGGCGUUUCUUCACGUGUCAGCCUGCUCAAUACCGCUGGACAGCAAUUGUCAGACUAUAGCGCGCAAGUCAACUGGCCAGCAGCGAGACCUGGUCACAUGGUUGACUACCUCAUCAAGAAUGCAAAAGAGCCCAACACGCUGGACUACGAAGACCUGUGGAAGAUCUUGCAGAGCGUACUGAUCCCAUCAUGGCCAAAGGAGCGCACCCACAUCUUCGGCAAGCCGAUCGGUGACGCCUGGCCGCUCAAGGUCCUAGCGGACAAUGCCAAGAAAGAAGGCAAUGACAGGGAAGCCGCGACUAUAGCACCGUUUCACAAGCUGACGCAGUGGCUGGGCUACUCCCUCACGACACCAUUCUCUCGCGUGCUCGGCAUCAAGAUCAUCAACGGCACCCUAGGGACCGGGCUCCCGGAGUACCGCAACGGCGGUCUGUUCUACGACCUCGGGGCGCUGAAGCUGAAGCCGGAGGUCCUGAAGGCCGGCCAGCAGGCCUCGGGCCAAGACCUGCCGCUGUAUCCCGCAACCGGCAACACGAUCGUCGAAUGGCGUGCGAUGACGGUGGCUCUGCUGGACGAGCUGCACAAACUGGUUUCGGACCAUUUCGAGAAGGAAGGGGUCAAGCUUAGUCUGGCGCAGGUGCUUGAGGCCGGCAGUUGGCUGGGUGGACGUGAGAUUGCGGCCAAACUCAGACCGGAGACCAAGUCGAGUCCGAUUCUCUUCGAGGGUGAUGGUACUCUGUUCUAAAUGUCAACUUUUUCUACGCAGCACAGCUACGGAGCCAAACUGCUAGGAAUCAACACCUGGGUCUCAUGAUUCCGUUAAAAAGUUGAUUGAUAUUACAACAUCGCCCUGUAAUGUAGUGAUUAGACAUCGAUAUUGUGACAAUGUAGCAAUGCCCCUAUAGUCACGGAGAGUAGUGAAAAAGUUUAUCAGAACGAGUCAUUGCAUGACACUUUCG